CGCGUGAUCCCAGGAACUGAGAGGGUUAACUCACAGGAAUGCAAAGUACUGUUUGUCUCUGGGGAAAGAGAACUUUCUGUUUCGUUUCUUGUUCAGUCCCCGUUCUGCUCUCAGCGAUGGCGGCUGCUGAUCUGAGAGACGAGCUGAGCUGCUCCAUCUGCCUGAGCAUUUAUACUGAUCCGGUAAUGCUGCCCUGUGGCCAUAACUUCUGCCGGGGCUGCAUUGGGAAAACAUGGGACACCCAGGAGGGAUUGGGGGCUUAUUCCUGCCCUGAAUGCAGAGCCGAGUAUCAGGAGCGCCCCGCCCUGCCCAGGAACAGAACUCUGGGGAGCAUAGCAGCGCGGUUCUGUCCGACUGAGCCGGAGCCGGGGGAGACUGGGAUUCCCUGCACCUACUGUGUCCUCUCCCCUGUACCCGCUGUUAAAACCUGUCUGCACUGUGAGGCUUCUCUGUGUGAUACCCACCUGCGGGGGCACAGCCAGUCAGAGAAACACAUCUUAAUAGAACCCACAAUGCACCUGGGGGACAGGAAAUGCUCAGUCCAUGAAGAACUCCUGAAAUAUUACUGCUGUGAGGAUUCUGUCUGUAUCUGUGUGUCCUGCUGCCUGGCCGGGGGGCACCGGGGCCACAGGGUGGAGCUGCUGAGUGAGGCCUCUGAGAAGAAGAAAGAGAAACUGAGGAAAGUUCUGGAGAAACUGAGCCCAGAGAGAGAGGAGACUGAGAGAGGAGCCCAGAGGCUGCAGGAGCGCAGGAGAGAAGGGGCAGAAGCGGCAGCCGGUGAGACAGAGAGAGUCACUGCCCUGUUUAGGGACAUCAGGGAAGAGCUGGAAGCCCUAGAGAAGCGACUCCUGAGUGACAUCUCCAGGCAGAAAGAGGAGCUCUCACUCACACUCACUGAGCUGAUCCAACAGCUGGAAAUAAAGAAGGACGAGCUGUCCAGGAAGAUCCGGCACAUUGAGGAGCUGUGCAACAUGGCAGAUCCACUCACUGUCCUACAGGAACAAUGGGAAUCCCAUGGAGCUGCCUUUUGUGGGGCUGAGGGGGCAGAUACUGAGGGCAGAGAGAGAGGGGGUAUAAAGGUCCCGGCUGUAGGGGAUCUGGAUGUGGGUCGGAUCUCAGAGACAUUACUCACAGGCUUAGCUGGGAUUGUGACUGGGGUAAAGGGAAGGAUCUAUGGGCAGGAGGCUACAGACCUGGUACUGGAUAUAAACACGGCUCAUAAUCUUGUAUCUGUAUCAGGGGACAGGAAAUCUGCUUCCUACUCACUAACAGAACUACAUUACCCACAAUCCCCAGAGAGAUUUCAGCUUUAUGCUCAGGCUUUAAGCAGCAGGAGUUUCCCCUCAGGGCGACAUUACUGGGAAGUGGAGGGCAGUGAAUCAGGGGACUGGUGGGUAGGGGCGGCCUAUCCCAGUAUGGAGAGGGGAGGGUUGCAGUCCUGCAUUGGGUAUAAUAACAUGUCCUGGUGUUUGCGCAGAGGGAAUAAUAACAGAUAUUCAGUGAGACAUUACAGUAAAUGGACACAGUUACCCCACGUCCCUUCCUGCAGGAGAAUCAGGAUCUCAUUGGACUAUGAGGCCGGACGCCUGUCCUUUUAUGAGCUGAGUGAGCCAAUCAGGCGCUUACACACCUUCACUGCCUCCUUCACUGAGCCCCUUCAUGCUGCAUUCUGGGUACGGGGGGAGGGUACCUGGGUGAGAAUCAUUCACUAGUGCUGGAGGGAAUGUAUAUAAGAGUGUUCCCUUCCCCAUAUUAUGCGGCAUUGCCCUAAAUGGACUGACAUUUGGAGGAAUAUUAAAGGGACAUACUGUGUGAAAAAUAAUAUUGUGCCAAUAAAUUGUACUUAUAUAAAUAUAGAAGGAAUGGGCUUAAAAAGUUGCGUUUCACUCAUAGGCGGAGGGAGACUUUUCUGUUUGGGGGCUAAAGAUGGCCCAUACACAGACUGACCUACAGCUAAUGUGACACUUAGUGGAUUCGC
Messenger RNA from Xenopus tropicalis (tropical clawed frog), 1978 nucleotides. RefSeq names its product E3 ubiquitin/ISG15 ligase TRIM25. Gene Ontology annotation, molecular function: zinc ion binding. Gene Ontology annotation, biological process: antiviral innate immune response. Lineage: Eukaryota; Metazoa; Chordata; Amphibia; Anura; Pipidae. Bases 39 to 1712 code for a protein of 557 amino acids. Gene Ontology annotation, cellular component: cytoplasm. The record is from RefSeq and is a predicted model, not a curated record. The transcript has a single exon.